CUCCUCAGUGUGUGUGUGUGUGUGUGGCGUGUGUCUGGACUGCAGAAUAUUUAGUUAACGGUAUUUCAAAAACCGCUUUGAUACAAAUGUCGGUGCUGUAAAUAAUUUGUUUUGUGUGUUUUGUUAUCAGACGAAAGUUGGAGAUGAAGUCGCUGUGAUUUGAAGUGCUUGCGCGACACAGCGCGCGGUGACUGUCAUCAACAGAAGUUUACGGCGAUCAGCGCGUGUAUUAAAAAGUGUCGCGCGAAAAUACAUGACGUCAGAGCGUUCAGGAAUACAGUUGCGCGAAUCCACUGGAUCCAGUGUUGCGUGCGUGAGGAUAUCUGACGUAGCGCCCAGUGUACAUUGGCAUGAUUUGUCUGGAGUGUUUUAGCUGGAUGUAAGCAUGAUAUUUUAUCUAUCAGUCGCGAGGAACAGAUUUAUCAACGCUUUCAGCUUUUGAUUGAAGAACCAGAGAGCUUUAAUAGGGACAUCAUGGAACUCUUUUGGAUUGUUUUCUUAAUUUUUGACAUUAUUUUCAUAACAGACUGCGCUAGAGGUCCUCCACGUGUAGCAGAGAAGAUCGCUCACCGGCAGACCGGCAGAAUCGGACGCACCAUGAAACUUCAGUGUCCCGUGGAGGGCGAUCCGCCACCCCUCAUCAUGUGGACCAAAGACGGCCGAAACAUCCACAGCGGUUGGAUGCGCUUCAGGGUCCUUCAGCAAGCCCUGCGCAUCAAAGAGGUGGAGGCAGAGGAUGCUGGGACCUUCAUUUGUAAAGCCACCAAUGGCUUUGGCAGCGUCAACAUUAACUACACCCUCAUCGUCAUCGAUGACUCCAGUGCUGGGAGGGAAGGUGCUAGACCAGCUGGUGAAACCGAGUACUCCACUGACCUGACAGGAAAACUGGUGCGGCCCCGCUUCACGCAGCCAGCCAAAAUGAGAAAGCGCGUGAUUGCGCGUCCGGUGGGGAGCUCAGUAAGGCUGAAGUGCACCGCGAGCGGGAACCCCAGACCCGACAUCAUCUGGAUGAAGGACAGCAGGCCUCUGACGCCCGGAGAGGUGGGCGAGGGCCGCAAGAAGAAGUGGACUCUCAGCCUGAAGAACCUCACGCCUGAACACAGCGGCAAAUACACCUGUCACGUGUCCAACCGCGCCGGGGAGAUCAACGCCACAUAUAAAGUGGAAGUCAUCCAGCGCACAAAUUCCAAGCCCAUCUUGACGGGCACUCAUCCAGUAAAUACUACAGUAGACUACGGUGGCACCACGUCCUUCCAGUGCAAAGUACGCAGUGACGUGAAGCCGGUCAUCCAAUGGUUGAAGAGGGUCGAACCGGGCGGCGAGAGCAAGUACAACUCCACUAUUGAGGUCGGAGACCAUCGCUUCGUUGUGUUGCCCACGGGUGAAGUGUGGUCACGACCAGACGGAUCCUAUUUGAACAAGCUACUUAUCACUCGAGCCAAAGAGGAGGACGCUGGCAUGUACAUCUGCCUGGGGGCCAAUACGAUGGGCUACAGCUUCCGCAGCGCCUUCCUGACUGUGCUGCCCGACCCAAAGCCGCCAUUCUCUCCAAUCCCGUCGGUUCUGCCUCCCAGUCUUCCCUGGCCCGUCAUCAUCGGCAUCCCUGCAGGAGUGGUCUUUAUUCUGGGUACCGUCCUGCUCUGGUUCUGCCAGUCCAGAAAGCACUGUUCCUCAGGAGCCAUAAUCUCAGCCCAGUCCUUACCCAACGGCCCCCGGCCGGCCCCGAGAGACCGGGCGCUCGCAGCUGCUGAUAAAGACUGCAUCGGCUCCGUCACCUACGAGGAGUAUUUGGCUCAGCAACAGCAACAACAGCUUCUGCUGGCCCAAGCUGCUCCCAAAGUCUAUCCAAAGAUCUACUCAGACGUUCACACACACACCCACUCGCACGUGGACGGCAAAAUUCACCAGCACCAACACAUCCACUACCAAUGUUAGCAUGUACCGAGGCCUUCAUGCUUGGUUUUUCUUCACAUUUUUCUUCAGUCUUUGGACCUGACAUACAGCAGUGUGUUAAGCCACUGCCUCAAACAAACAUUUCUGCUCAAAUUCGAAAGAAUAGAAAGACAAUUGAGCCAUGUUGUGGCAGUCUAACCAGUCCCUUUAUGAACUGUGGGCAAGGCUAACGAAAAAAUGAUGAUAUUUGAGUCUGUUUUGAAAUGGAGAAACGUUUCACAAAAAACACUGCUGGCAGAGCAAACACUUUCGCAGAUUUGUAUGGGAACAAACACACUCAAAUGUAUUGUGUCUUCAAUAUUUAUCUGCUUUCAAACUGUGAAACGCUACAAUAUUUUAAUAUGAUUUUUUCAUACGUCCAUUGACUAAUCUUGUGGAUGGGGCCAAAAGGAUUUUUUUUUUUUUGGAUUAGCACCAAAUCUCAGUGAAACGUUCAUAUGCAUGCAUAAGAAAAUUGUUUGCAGAUCCUUCCAGUUACAGUGUAUUUAGUUACAUCCGAUUGAAUGCAUGAGAGCGUACAGUAUGUUGAUGUUUUUGCAGGUAUGGUCUACCUUGUUUCGACUUUAAGAAAUAGUGUAGGUUCAGUCAAUCUAGUUUUGUAUCUUUAAUGGAAAAAGAGAAUAUUAAUGAGCUAUUGUUAUACCGUAACUAAAGAUACAAAGAGAUUUUGCAGAUGUACGUUCUGGCAAGGGGGUUCCUUGUGUUUUUCAUUAACUUUAUACUUUUCUUUUCAGGCCCUGCUCUGAAUAACCUGAGGUACCGCAAUCCCAUAGUUGCUCUAUGGCCUUGUUUUUCGUGUGUGUGUGUGUGUGUGGGAGGGAAGUUGUAUUAUCAUAAGCUUGACCACUAUAAUGAAUACUGUGUAAAAUGCCUUUGACUGCUCUUGUAAUGUCUGCCCAUUUAAUAUUUACAGAAGUGAGUCAGAGUUUUAAAAACAAACCAUAGACUAAAGCUCAGACGUAUUGUGGAUUGGCCGUGCAUGUGUUUACCGUGAUGUUCAUGGUAAUGGGUCAAUGCUGAAAGGACUGCGGGAAUACACGAAUGCACUUAACCCAGACAUCUGACAAAAAAAAAACUUUGAAAUUCAUUGCCCCUGUUAUUUUAACAAAGUCAGCCAAAAGAGGAAAGUGAUUCUAAAGUAGUUAAUUUAUUUGUAAGCAAUGACUUGAUGCUUUGAAUUGGGCAUAAUCUAGAUGUUUUAAACCAAAAACGAGUAAAUUGUGUUCCCUUAGCUGCAGUGUAAGCUAUGUAGCAUAUAUCAAGUGUUGAAUAUUUAUAUGCGCUGUUGAAAAAAUAACACAACGGUCGUAAUUAGUUAUCUCUGUAUGGACAAUCUUGUACAGUUUGGCCUGUUUUUAAAUUAAAAAAUAUAUGUUUGUCACAUUGAAACAUUAAAAUAAUUUUAUCAUUAUCAUAAAAUGAUAAAGCUCUUGUUCACCAGG
Rhinichthys klamathensis goyatoka is the source of this 3395-nucleotide messenger RNA. RefSeq names its product fibroblast growth factor receptor like 1a (gene fgfrl1a). The transcript has 7 exons. Gene Ontology annotation, molecular function: fibroblast growth factor receptor activity; fibroblast growth factor binding. Gene Ontology annotation, cellular component: plasma membrane. Bases 475 to 1935 code for a protein of 486 amino acids. The record is from RefSeq and is a predicted model, not a curated record. NCBI's taxonomy places the organism in Eukaryota, Metazoa, Chordata, Actinopteri, Cypriniformes, Leuciscidae.